This is a messenger RNA of Paramecium pentaurelia, 1780 nucleotides long. The record is from the annotation of a GenBank genome assembly. Lineage: Eukaryota; Ciliophora; Oligohymenophorea; Peniculida; Parameciidae.
AUGUUUAAUUAUAAUAUUGAUGACUAUUCAGCAUACAUGAUAUCUCAUGAUCAAAUCAGUCUAACAUAUAGAGGAUAAAUGUAACACUCUCGAAAAUAUUAGUACAAAGGAGAUAUAUCAAUUCAAAUUUUUAUAAUUUGACAUUUUAGAGGAGAUAUUAUUUUUAAAAUAAGAAGAAACUGCUGUCUCUUUACCUUGGGCUAAAACAAUAAUUGUUAAUUUUUGGAAUAUUCCAAAAGAGAAUUAUACAUUGUUUAAUUUAUAUGGAGGUAUGAAAAUACUAUUUGAUAUGGACAUAAUUAAAGAUCUUUAAGAAGUUCAAUUCAAGUUCUUUUCUAAUGAAGAUAUAUAAGCAUUAUUUAAAUUAAAAUGGUUAUAAUCUGAUAAUAGCAAUUAUUUUUAUUUUGAAAUACAAGAAGUGGUAUAAUUAUAUUAUGAAUCAAUUUAGAAUCAAUAUGAAUUAACACUUUAAUGGAGAGACCCAAUUUAAAAUGCUGAAUGUAGUAGUUUAGAAUUAGAGAGAUAAUUAUUAAAGAGAAAUUUAACUUAAUUGUUAAAUAAAAUGGGUGAUUAUAAGUAUAAUUAAUAAUAUUUUAGUAAUAUAUAUGAUUAAUAAGAGUUAUUUGAAAUGAUUUUGGAAAAUCAAUAUGAUACUAUUUAUAUAUACUUUCCUUCAAUAAUAAAAUUAAAAAUACAUACUAAAAUAUUUGAAGAGAGUGAAGAAUAAUUUAGAUCAGUAGAAUUGUUUAUUCAUAAUGAAUGGUUUAAGGAAAGAUAGGAUAAUUUGAUUGCUUAAUUUGAAAUAUUGCAUUCAUAAAUUUAAAGAUCUAUGAAUGAUUAUCCUGAUGAAAUAAUUUUAGAUUAUGCCUUGAUUUAUGAUGAAGAAUAAAUAAAUUGUUCUUAAUUAAUGAGUAAGAUUAAUUCAUUAAUUAUUAAAAUAUUGUUAACAAAUAAUAAGAAAAUUCAAACCAUCUUAUUAUCUUUAAUGCCUUUAGAAAUUCAUUUUGAAUUAGAUAUAAAAAGAUAAGAACUUAAUUUAGAUAUAAAUUUACAUCAUGAAGAUCCAUAAGAUAUAUAUUAAGAAGGAUUGAUAAUUUUAUUAUAAACAAUUACAACUUGUAAAUUGUUUUAAUCUUUGAAAGUAGAUAUUUAAUAAGAAGAUGAUUCAAAUAAUGUAAAAUUUCUAUUAUUCUCUUUCAUUAUGAUGAUUCAUGAAUUCUAAUAAACUCUUAUAAAAAAAGGCACUUUUACUUAUAAUAAUUACUCUUUGAUUCCAAGAUAUAAUUCAGUCUGUUCAAAAGGAGCUAUGAAUUAUUUAAUUUCAGAAAAAAAGUAAUUGAAAUAUUAUUAUUAUAGAUCAAUUUAUUAAAUUUCAGAGAAAGAUUAUCUUGAUAUUCAAAGAGAAAUAGGAUGUUUUAUUUAAUAUCUCAAUUGGUAUGCUAAAGAUAGUAAUUCAAUAAUAAUUUCUUGUGAUAUGUGUGAAUUAAGUAAUUCUAGUAAAUAAUUCUAUGAUCAAUUAAUUGAAUAAUUAAUAAAAUAGAAUACAAUAUUUGAAUUUGGAAUAUUAGAUAAUGUAAAUAGAGAUUAAAAAUAUUAUGAAAGAGUUACUAAAUAAUUAUUAUUACCACUUAUAAAAUAUUUUAGAUAAAAGAAGAGAAUAUUGACAACAAUGUUUGUGAUAGAUAGAAAAUAUUAGAGUAGAAUGAGAUGGGAGACUAUAAAAGAAAUGAUUAAUUAUUUGCCAAAUGAAUAUUAAUGCUUGUUACAUUUGUAAAAUUGA